CCGUGAAUUGAGAGGAGAGAACGCCACCUAUUCCUCUCUGGUUUUCUGCCUACAGACAAACCAUGUGUCUUUUCAAACCAUCUAUCUACCUUCUUUUUUUUGUUGAAAAAGGCAAUUUCCCUUUUCUACUAUAGUCUUUCUUUAAUUAAUAAUUUAAUCAUGUCUCUAUAAAGUAAUAUUGUUGUGUGUUAAAGAACAACAUUACAUACAAAGCUAGUCUCUUUAACGGUAAUUUAAUAUUUAACUCAUCACAUCCCAGGCUAAGCUGAUGUAUCAUUUGCUACGUGCCUUUUUUUCUUUCUUUUUAAGACAAUUUCAUCACCACUAAUAAUAUUAUAGUAUCGAGUACAAAUAAUGCAAUAAAUAAUAAAGUAGUGGAGCAGUAGUUCAUUUGGUCUUUUCUUCAAAUAGAAAACGACACACACUUGCGUACUAAUCCUAAUAUUAAUAAUAUAUCUUUGAAUCUAUAUCCUUUAUAUCUUGACUUUACUUUGCCUUUCUUUUCAUUCAUUAUUGGCGUGCUAUUAUAUAUAUAGUAUUGUUAUUGCUAUCAGAGAAAUAAUACAUAGUAGUGUUGUUUUACUAGCUAGUGUUCAUCAAUCAUUCAAUCAUAUGGAGAAUACGCUUAAGCCUUUGAGAGAUGGUGAGUGUGUGCUGGAUGUCCUCAGCCCAAGAUCCACCCCAAGACCCACCGUAGCUGGCGGUGUUGAGGAUGUCUACGGCGAAGAUCGUGCCACGGAGGACCAACUCGUCACCCCUUGGACUUUCUCUGUUGCCAGUGGCUACUCUUUGCUGAGAGAUCCACAAUACAACAAAGGGCUUGCUUUCACUGAGAAAGAGAGGGAUGCACAUUAUUUGCGUGGCCUCUUACCUCCUACCGUCAGCUCUCAGCAACUUCAGGGGAAGAAACUUAUGCACAACAUCCGUCAAUAUGAAGUUCCUUUGCAGAAGUACACGGCCAUGAUGGACCUUCAGGAGAGGAAUGAAAGGCUGUUUUACAAACUUCUUAUUGAUAAUGUUGAGGAAUUGCUCCCAAUUGUAUAUACUCCGGUCGUCGGUGAGGCUUGCCAGAAAUAUGGUAGCAUAUUCAAGCGUCCUCAGGGUCUAUACAUUAGUUUGAAAGAGAAGGGAAAAAUUCUUGAGGUUUUGAAAAACUGGCCGGAGAGGAGUAUUCAAGUUAUUGUUGUAACUGAUGGUGAGCGGAUUUUGGGACUUGGCGAUCUUGGAUGCCAGGGUAUGGGAAUUCCUGUUGGUAAAUUGGCUUUGUAUACGGCACUAGGAGGAGUUCGUCCUUCAGCAUGUUUACCAGUUACAAUUGAUGUGGGAACAAAUAAUGAGAAAUUACUGAAUGACGAGUUCUACAUUGGGCUUAGACAAAAGAGGGCAACUGGGAAGGAAUACUAUGACCUUCUGCACGAGUUCAUGAGUGCAGUGAAGCAAAACUACGGCGAAAAAGUUCUUGUUCAGUUUGAAGAUUUUGCAAAUCACAAUGCUUUUGAGUUGCUUGCAAAAUACGGUACAACUCAUCUUGUUUUCAAUGACGAUAUACAGGGGACUGCAGCUGUUGUUCUAGCUGGAGUUGUAGCAGCCCUGAAGCUCAUUGGUGGUACCCUACCUGACCAUAAAUUCCUCUUCCUUGGUGCUGGAGAAGCAGGAACUGGUAUAGCAGAGCUAAUUGCUCUUGAGAUAUCAAAACAGACUAAAGCACCUAUUGAAGAGAGUCGUAAGCAGAUAUGGCUGGUAGACUCAAAGGGUUUAAUUGUUAGUUCACGUGCGAAUUCACUUCAACACUUCAAGAAGCCUUGGGCUCACGAACACGAGCCUGUUGGCACUCUCAUAGAGGCCGUUAAGGUAAUCAAGCCUACAGUUCUGAUUGGAUCAUCAGGAGUGGGGAAAACAUUUACAAAGGAAGUAGUUGAGGCCAUGACAGCAAACAAUAAAAUUCCUCUCAUUUUGGCUCUUUCCAACCCAACCUCACAAUCUGAGUGUACAGCUGAAGAGGCAUACACAUGGAGCGAGGGUCGUGCAAUUUUUGCUAGCGGGAGUCCAUUUGAUCCUGUUGAAUACAAUGGCAAAACUUAUUAUUCUGGCCAGUCCAACAAUGCUUAUAUUUUCCCGGGUUUUGGUUUGGGUUUAGUAAUGUCUGGAGCAAUCCGAGUGCAUGAUGAUAUGCUUCUAGCAGCCUCGGAAGCUUUGGCGAACCAAGUGACAGAGGAGAGCUACAAAAAGGGCAUGACUUACCCACCUUUCACUGAUAUCAGAAAAAUUUCUGCCAACAUAGCUGCAAAUGUUGCUGCCAAGGCAUAUGAACUAGGCUUGGCUACACAUCUUCCUCGUCCUGAGAAUCUUGUCAAGUAUGCUGAGAGUUGCAUGUAUACUCCUUUAUACCGCAACUAUAGGUGAAGAAGGGCAUUUACUAUUGACUCUCAGGUUUUGGAAUUCAAUAAGGAUGUUUUUGCUGUAUGGUGUCCUUUUAUGCUCGUGCAAGAAUAAACGAUUUUAUGCUUUAUUUGAAACAAUGUUCUUUCCAUUAUGAGAUCCUUAUUUCAUCUCACCUCAUGCUAAUGACAAUGUUUGUUACAAGUUGUCUGAGAGCAUCUUCAAUGCUGGUUUCUCAUGUAUCUAUUAUUUUAUAAGAUGUCCCUUAUCAAAUUUAUGAAUCAA
Trifolium pratense (red clover) is the source of this 2664-nucleotide messenger RNA. RefSeq names its product NADP-dependent malic enzyme-like. The record is from RefSeq and is a predicted model, not a curated record. The transcript has 19 exons. Gene Ontology annotation, biological process: malate metabolic process; pyruvate metabolic process. Lineage: Eukaryota; Viridiplantae; Streptophyta; Magnoliopsida; Fabales; Fabaceae. Gene Ontology annotation, molecular function: NAD binding; malate dehydrogenase (decarboxylating) (NADP+) activity; malate dehydrogenase (decarboxylating) (NAD+) activity. The coding region runs from base 613 to 2403 and encodes 596 amino acids. Gene Ontology annotation, cellular component: chloroplast.